AUGGCCAAAACCAGCUCCCUGCACUGCCGGGUGCUGGAGGGGAAGGACCUGCCCGCUAAGGACGUGUCUGGCUCCAGUGAUUCCUAUUGCGUGGUCAAGGUGGACAACGAGGUGGUGGCCAGGACAGCCACGGUGUGGAGGAGCCUGAACCUUUUUUGGGGGGAAGAAGACACCCUGCGCCUGCCCCAGGGCUUCCACAGCCUCUCCAUAUACGUGCUGGACGAAGACACCAUCGGGCAGGACGGUGUGAUCGAUGUGAUCAGCCACCAGCAGAUCUCAGUGGGGCCACGGGGCAUAGAUGGCUGGCUCAGCCUGGCACCCGUGGACCCCGAUGGGGAAGUGCAGGGUGAGAUACACCUGGAGCUGUGUGUCCCCGAGCAGGGCCACCCGCGGGUGCUGCGGUGUCACUUCAUCGAGGCCAGGUAGUUGUCCCCCACAGACCUCUCGGGCACCUCGGACCCCUUUGCCCGGGUGUCCUGCUGCGGGCAGACCCUGGAGACACAGGUGAUGGAGAAAACCCGUUUCCCAGGCUGGGAUGAGGUUCUGGAGUUGGAGGUGGUGGAGGGCGAGCCUGGGGGAGCCAUGCUGAGCGUGGAGGUGUGGGACUGGGACAUCGUGGGCAAGAAUGACUUCUUGGGACGGGUCGAGUUCCCCCUGGACACCAUCUUCACAAAGCCUCCCAAAGGCUGGUUCCAGCUCCUGCCCUUCCCCAGCACCACCAAAGAGCACGGGGGACAGCGGGGUGCCCUGAGGCUUGCUGUGAGGCUGGUGGAGGACAGAGUCCUGCCUGCCCCCUACUACCAACCGCUCAUCCAGCUCCUCACCAAGCCCAUCCUCUGCCCAGACCAGCCCCCUGCUGGCACUGCCCUGGCCAUCCUGGAGGAGGUGACUUUGGGGGACAGCCGGCAGGACGUGGCCACCAAGCUGGUGAAGAUCUUCUUGGGGCAGGGGCUGGCUGUGCCCCUCCUGGAUUAUCUCACCACCUGUGAGCUGUCCAGGACCACUGAUCCCAACACUCUCUUCCGCUCCAGCUCGUUGGCCUCCAAGUCUAUGGGGCAGCUCAUGAAGGUGGUGGGGCUGCCCUACCUUCACCAAGUCCUGAAGCCCGUGGUGAACCGCAUCUUCGAGGAUUAAAAAUGCGUGGAGCUGGAUCCCAGCAGGAUGGAGCUGAGCCACAGCAGAAGGAUCUCCUUCAAGGGGUCCCUGUCGGAGGCACGAGGGCAGGAGAGCAGCUUGGAGGUGCUGAAGGGCUUCCUGGGGGACAUCAUGGACUCCAUCGUGGGCUCGGUGGAGAAGUGUCCCCUCCUCAUGAGGGUGACCUUCUAGCAGCUCCGCCGGCGGGUGGAGCAGCGGUUCCCCUCGGCACAGCACGAGGCGGUGGGGUACUUCUCCAUCAGUGGGUUUCUCUUACUCUGGUUCUUUGCCCCUGCUGUCCUCACCCCAAAGCUCUUCCGGCUCCGGGAGCAGCACGCAGAGCCCCGCACCGGCCGCACCCUCCUGCUCCUCGCCAAGGCGAUGCAGAGCAUCGGGAACCUGGGGCUGCAGCAGGGACAGGGCAAGGAGCCCUGGAGCCCUCUCCACACCGUCCUGCUGCCCGCUGUCACCCGGGUCAAAGCUUUCUUGGAUGACCUGGUCACGGUGGAAAGCACCCAGGCAGGCGAGGGGACAGUGCCACCCUCCCUUUGGGACCCCUCGGCCACCAUCAAGGAAGGGUUCCUGCACACCCGCCCGGCUGGGGAGGGCACGGUCCUGCCCCGCUUGGCUUUCAAGAAAAGGUACUUCUGGCUCAGCAGUGAGACCCUCACCUACUCCAAGUGCCCCGAGGGGCAGGAGCGCUGCUCCAUCCCCGUGGUGCAGAUGUGGGCGGUGGAGCGGGUGGAGGAGGGCACCUUCCAGCACCCUCACGUCCUCCAGGUUGUGGCACAGAGUGGCAGCGGGCAGCUCCACACCACCUACAUCCAGUGCAAGGUGGGUGCCUCCUCACCCAGCCCCCAGCACCCUGGGAACCCCCCUAGACAGCACCUCCAGCUCCCAUGGGGACAAUGCAUUUGGGGCAAUGGUCCCAAAUCCAGCUAUGCCCAGGCACUGAGCUCCCAGGAGCUGUGGCAGUGGCUCUGGGCCCUGAGGCAGGUCAGCAGUGACAACCAGACCAUGCUGCCCACUUGUCACCGGGGCACCUUCCAUGCCGGCCGCUGGACCUGCUGCCUGCAGCCUGCCCGCACAGCUCCCGGGUGCAGCCGCACCCACAGCACGGUGGCCCUGGGCGAGUGGAGAGACCCUCUGGACCCUGCAACAGCGGUGCAGACCCUCUACGGGCACCUCUGGAGGGCGGGGGUGCUGGGGGCUGCAAGGGCAGCACAAGGUCCCAGCACCCCCCCCCCCGGGGCUGGCAGGGAGUGCAGGGGGGACUCACGCAGGAGCGUGCUGCGGGACCUGGACCUCGCCCACGAAGCCUUCGCCCGCCGGGAUGAGGCUCAAGGGCCACCCCCGAGGUCCCCCCCGGCCCCGACCCCCGCUUCGGCCCUGAGCUCCCCCCCGACUCUCACCGCUUGA
Molecule: messenger RNA, 2553 nt
Organism: Calypte anna (Anna's hummingbird)
Lineage: Eukaryota; Metazoa; Chordata; Aves; Apodiformes; Trochilidae
Gene: RASAL1
Product: RAS protein activator like 1
Biological process (GO): intracellular signal transduction; regulation of GTPase activity
Source: RefSeq, a predicted model, not a curated record